Messenger RNA from Drosophila sechellia, 2432 nucleotides. RefSeq names its product chitin-binding protein vajk1 (gene Vajk1). The record is from RefSeq and is a predicted model, not a curated record. NCBI's taxonomy places the organism in Eukaryota, Metazoa, Arthropoda, Insecta, Diptera, Drosophilidae. Bases 181 to 1302 code for a protein of 373 amino acids. The transcript has 3 exons.
CCGUUAACCGUCGAACAGUCUACAGCCUAGAGUGGUACGGAACGUGUGGAAUAGUGAUCAAUAGCCACCAUCCCGCUCGAUAAAAACGGGAUCAGUUCUCGACCAGUUCUCGAAUCGCGUGCCACACGACCUGGGAAUACGGAUUUCCAUUCCCGUCCAUCGAAGGAUAAACGCAGCAGCAUGAAGUUGAUGCGCACAGCGACUUCGCUGGCUUUGGUCCUGCUCCUGGCCACCAGCUACGUCCGAGCUGAGGACGAGAAGGCCGCCGCUCCCGCCGAGGAGAAGAAGGCUGAGCCGGAGGCCAAGGCUGCCGAGGCAGCGGCCAGCGAGGAUACGACCAAGUCGAAGAGAGGACUGCACCACUACGAGGACUAUCACCAUCAUCACGUGCCCCACUUCCCGGUGCACGAGGAGAAGACACUGACCGUGAUCAAGAAGGUGCCAGUGCCCGUGCCCAUCGAGAAGAUCGUGCAUGUGCCGGUCGAGAAGCACAUCCAUGUGCCCGUUAAGGUCAAGGUGCCCAAGCCCUAUCCAGUGAUCAAGCACAUUCCCUAUGAGGUGAAGGAGAUCGUGAAGGUUCCCUACGAGGUGCCAGCUCCCUAUCCCGUCGAGAAGCAGGUCCAUGUGCCCGUCCAUGUGCACUACGACCGACCAGUGCCCGUUAAGGUUCAUGUGCCCGCUCCUUACCCAGUCGAAAAGAAGGUCCAUGUGCCCGUGAAGGUUCAUGUUCCGGCUCCUUAUCCAGUCGAAAAGAUUGUCCACUACAAUGUUGAGAAGCACGUGCACGUGGACAAGCCAUAUCCCGUGGAGAAGGUUGUCCACUACCCGGUGAAGGUGCCCGUCGACAAGCCAGUGCCCCACUACAUCGACAAACCAGUGCCCCACUAUGUGGACAAACCAGUGCCAGUGCCCGUGAUCAAGAAGGUGCCAGUGCCCGUCCAUGUGCCCUAUGAUCGUCCCGUGCCCGUCCAUGUCGAGAAGCCAGUGCCCUAUGAGGUCAAGGUCCAUGUGCCCGCCCCCUACCCGGUGAUCAAGGAAGUGCCAGUGAAGGUGGAGAAACACGUUCCGUACCCGGUCAAGAUCCCCGUGGAGAAGCCCGUCCAUGUUCACAUCGAGAAGCACGUGCCGGAGUACCAUGAGAAGCAUGUCACCUACAAGGAGCCGGAGUUCCACCACAAGCACAUCGAGGAGGAUCAUCACCACGCGCCCAUCCAUCACCAUUCGCACCCCAUUGUGGAGCAUGAGCACGAGGUGGAGCAUGAAUUUGCCUCUCAUGAUUAUCAUUCAUAUCACGGUUACUAACCUGGUGAAUCGAAAUCUUCUCUCUUUCUCUUCCCUUCUUUCGCUUUUCUUUGCAGCAUUGAGAAUGAACUGGGAUGGCAAGCUAAACCACUUCCAUUUCCACUAUUUCCCAAAUCCGAAAAGAAAGAUUCCAAAACCCAUAACACCACACAUCACUCCAUACCAUAUCAUACUCGUACUCGUACCACCAUUUCUCCACACACACACUUUGCUAUGCAGAACGUGAUAACCGACAGAGAUUCAGUGAAAACCAGACGAGUAAUCGACGAACAUAGCUUUUAGACCGAACUCUCUUCUAGCCUUAAGCCAUAAACGAUAAUAGAACACAAAUGGAUACCUUGAAAACGUUGACGAAACCCGUGAGCACUGUGAAUGAGUGGAUUGUAAAGGAACUUUAGUUUAAGACUUCUAAGCGACACAUUUGGGCCGCACAGCCCACACAACAAGAACAUCAACAUCAACAAGAACAAGAACACCGACCCACUUCCCGACCCUCCAAGACACACCCGAUCGAACACAGACAGUUGCCAGAUCCAGGAGCAAAGGAUCCCAGGAUACGAGGCUACCCUGUACUGCUACGAUUUGUGUUUGUGAACCUUGGAUGGACGGAACCGACACCAUCUGGGUGCAACAUCGAUGUGGUUGCUGCUGCUGUUUUGUCCUCCAGCCGCGGCUCCUCCCUCUUCUGCUCUGGUCCACCCGACUCGUGCACCCGUUCCGGUUCCCAAGUGAGAUGGCUACAUCCGUGUCCUGCCAAACAGGACGACGAUCAAGCCAUCCAGUUGUGUGCAGCGUCCCAGCGUUGUGAGCGUGUGAUAAGACUACUGAUAGCGUUUAAGCUUGUGCGAUAUUCGAGAUAGGAAGACGCCUAUUUAAGUCAGUUUGUAAUCGAACGUAUUGUAUUAGUGUUUGUAAUAUUCAUUGCUAUACCUAGUUUGUAAUACAUCUAUGUUAUGUUGCUUGUUCGCAUAAGCAGACGAAACGGAUUUAUAAAAAGUACUUAAUUUACCAAAUAUUUUCUGACUCUGUAUAAAAACAAACGAAAAAUCUCAUACAAAAUGAAGCUGAUGAAUGAUACACCAUUAAAUAAAUGAAAACCCAAGUGAUCAAAACGAAAAAAAGACAAUUGU